Mesitornis unicolor (brown roatelo) is the source of this 2226-nucleotide messenger RNA. It is a transcript of the gene G2E3, whose product is annotated as G2/M-phase specific E3 ubiquitin protein ligase. Lineage: Eukaryota; Metazoa; Chordata; Aves; Mesitornithiformes; Mesitornithidae. Gene Ontology annotation, molecular function: ubiquitin-protein transferase activity. The record is from RefSeq and is a predicted model, not a curated record. The transcript is spliced from 15 exons. Gene Ontology annotation, cellular component: nucleus. Bases 1 to 2226 code for a protein of 741 amino acids.
AUGAGUGAAAACAAUAAUAUUGACAUUCAAAGUCCACCCUGUGUUCUCUGUGGAUGGACAGAUGACUGCCCUGAAAAGUAUGGAGAAAAAAAAACCUAUGUGGAAUACCAUCUUACUGUUCAUUAUUACUGUUUGUUGAUGUCAAGUGGCAUUUGGCAGAGGGGGAAAGAAGAUGAAGGUAUAGAUGGAUUCUUAAUCACUGAUAUUAAAAAAGAAGUAAAUAGAGCUGCAAAACUGACAUGUAAUAUCUGUAGGAGAAAGGGUGCUUCAAUUGGAUGUGUAGCUCCCAAAUGCAAGCGAAGUUACCAUCUUCCUUGUGGGAUAAAAAAGGAGUGUAUUUUCCAGUUCAUGGAAGACUUCAGAUCUUACUGCUGGGAACAUAAACCAGUCCAAAAGUUUCCGGAUAAAGAAUCUGGAGAAACCUCACAGUGUACGAUAUGCUUGGAUUUGGUUGAACAGCUUCCAGUGUACACUGUAUUGAAAAGUCCUUGCUGUAAAAAUGCUUGGUUUCAUCGAGAAUGCUUGCAGUAUCAAGCUUUGAGUGCUGGGAUAUUUUUCUUUAGGUGCACAGUAUGUAAUAACAAGGACAAAUUUCAGAAAGAAAUGUUGAGGAUGGGUAUACACAUUCCAGAAAAGGAUGCAUCUUGGGAACUUGAAGAGAAUGCAUAUCAAGACCUACUGCAGUGCUAUCAACACUGUGACAUUAAAAGAUGUCUCUGCAAGAAAGGAAGAGACUAUAAUGAACCUGAUAGUAAAUGGGAAAUAAAGCGUUGUCAGUGUUGUGGUUCCAGUGGAACUCACUUGGCCUGUUCAUCUAUGAAGUCACGGGAGCAAAACUGGGAGUGCGUGGAAUGCAGAAGUAUCUCGGCAAAAUCAGGGAACUACAGCAAACGGAAAAAGCGUUCUUUGGCUACCUCUGAAAAAACAGAAGGGACAACUUGUUUGCUGGAAGAGCCAUCUCCAAAGUGCCCUCAUCAGUCACCUGGAUCUCAAUGCAGUUUUCUCCUCCAAUCACCAAAGAUAAUGUGCCAGAACAACUUGUCACCCUGCCCAGACCUAGAACUUCCAGCAUCCAACAGAAUGACCAUGUCCUUAUCUCCACUGAGGUCAAACAGGAAGUGUUCCCUAAGCAAAAAGCAUUUAAGAAAGCAAAGAAGGAAAGUUUCUAAUAUACUGAAGGAGUUAAAGCUACAAGUUAAAACAAAAACCACAAGGCUUAACAUCAGUGCAGAAAAUAUCUGGAACGAUGCUUUAAAAGAAUUUAGAAAGCGCAACUUCAAUCCUACAAACACCAUUGAAAUAAAGUUCACAAACUGCAAAAAUAGAUCACAGACACAUACUUCUGCUGGAUCAAAACACCAUUUCUUCAAAUUACUAAUGCUUCAUCUUCAAAAUUCAUCACUGUUUGAGGGCUCUUCUGCAAAGAACUUGUCCCUUGAUUUUCAAGCUGUAAAAGAGAAUCUUUAUUUUGAAGCUGGUAAAAUGAUUGCAGUUUCUCUGGUUCACGGUGGCCCAUUUCCUGGUUUCUUUUCCAAAACACUGUUCAAUUGUCUUGUCUGUGGUCCAGAGAACGUGAAGCCAGCUUUAGAAGAUGUUGCUGAUGUUGAUGUAGCACAGACAAUAAAAAUGAUAAAACAUGCAAAUAGUCUGUCCAGCCUACAGUCUACAGUACACAACUGUUAUGAAUUCCUUGCUGCUGCUGGAUGUUUAAGACCUAUAACAGCUUUGUCUGAUAAGAAUACACUGGUGGAUGAUAUAUUGAUCUGUCAUGUAAUCAAGAGAGUUAUUUCACCCUUAGAAAGUUUUAGGCAAGGUUUGGAAACUCUUGGUGUGCUGGAGAAAAUGCAAAUACAUCCGGAUGCGUUCGCUAGUGUACUGUGCCACAAACCUGAAAAACUUUCAGCUGAAACUAUUUGUGAACUCUUUACAAUCCAUUCCUCAUCAGAUGUAAAUAAAGUUGAUUUUUGGAUGGGUUAUUUGCAAGAUGUGGAAAGUGGUGAGUCUGUCGUGACAUUGGAGGAUAUCCUGCUCUUCGUCACAGGCUCUUUUUCUAUACCUCCCAUUGGUUUUGAUCCUGAACCUACUAUUAAAUUUUUGCAUAAAAGGUAUCCCGUUGGAAACAGACUUCUUAAUUGUUUAGAGCUCCCUAUAACAGAGACAUAUGAGCAGUUCAAAAAUACAAUGGAGUUCACCAUCAGAAACACACUAAAAGUCGAAAAAGAAUAG